UUUCACACAGAGUUCACUCAUUCUUCAUUAUUUUCAUUUAUACGCAUGAUAUUGAAGCUGAAUUAUUCACUUUAAUAUCUCAGAACUUAAUAACGAAGCAUUUUGUGGACAUCUUUAUCGUCCGUCGUUGUGAAAAGGCGUCAUUUCAGCGUGAUAGUUAAAUACGCAUAAACAAAGAUUACAUAGAGUUGAAUUGAAUUAUUGAGUGUAAAAAUGAGUUUAGCGAACUUUAGAGAGCAGCGCAGCACUGCGGGGAACCGCAUGUCUAAACUACUGGAUGCCGAAGAAGAAGAUGACUUCUACAAAACAACAUAUGGAGGAUUCAAUGAUGAGUCUGGUGAUGACGAGUACAGAGACAAUCACUCAGACACUGAAGACGAGGUGGACAGUGAUUUUGACAUCGAUGAAGGAGACGAACCCGACAGUGACCAGGAAGACGACGCUCCACGAAGAAAGAUCCGCGUCGUCACUAAAGCGUACAAGGAGCCUCUGAAGGUCUCUAAGCCCAAAGUCAAGCGAGUGUCUGAAGAACUGAAAACUGAACGACCCAAAACUGAGAGACGCGUCAUUCAAGAGCUGCAGGAGUUUGUAGAGAUCCGUAAGUCAGUUCGUAGGUCCACGAGUGAACACACACGUAAGACGAACGAGCGUCUGCAGCGGAAGCUGGAGGCGCCGCGGAAGAGGAAAGGUGCUCUAAACAAACACGUGCUGACGCAAGACGAGCUGCUCGCUGAAGCCAAACUCACCGCAGAGAUUAACAUACAAUCACUGGAGAACCACGAGCGUUUAGAAGCAGAUAAGAAGAAGCACGUACAUAAGAAGAGAAGGUUUGAAGGUCCAACGAUUCGUUAUCACUCAGUUUUGAUGCCUCUACUGCCAGAUUCACACAUGAAAGAAGAGAACGUGGAUGUGGAGGGGCUGGAUCAGGACACGCCCCAACCCACGCCCACUUCUUCUUCCUCUGUGCAGGGGGCGGGGUCUCUGUGCUCUCGCACUUACAUCACGUUCAGCGAUGAUGAAGCGUUUAACUCCGCCUUCCCCCUGUCAGCACAAUCCAGCCCGCCCUGCCCUGUUCAGGAAGUGUGUCCCGUUACACACAAACCCGCGUUGUACCGUGACCCUGUCACUGACAUCCCGUACGCAAAUGCUCGAGCGUUCCGCAUCAUCCGUGAGGCGUACCAGAAAUACAUUGCUGCACAUGGUUUCCCCAAUACUUCCAAAAACAUCGGUGCAAACAACGAGAGCGAUUCAUCCACCAAGAGUGCUCGGCCGAAAUCCGUCGUCAAACAGGGCGUGGUCACCACCAAGGCACAAUAAGAUGUGCAGGUGAUGUUGAGUGACAGGUGACUGUUGGAGUGGUUUUGAAUGUGUUUAAAUGCACAUCGCUCAGGUUUGAAAGUUUUUGUAACAAGUAAAGCAGGAACACGUACAGUGUAAAAAUACAUGAAUCUUAAUCAGUGCUUUUGUCUUGUUUACCUGUUAAAAAUAAACAAGACAUCCUUUAAACAAGAUUGCGUAACAAUUGCAUUACAUAUAUUAAAAUUUGGUUAACAACUACAUUUAUUAAGGUUUAUGCUUAAUACAAGAAAAAUACAUUUGGCAUGAUUUGAAGAUUUUUUAAAUAGUUUUAUUUGAAAACAAGUAAAAAAAAAUACCGAUUAAGAAAAUGUUUGGACUGAAUGGACACGGACACAUUUAUUUGCAACUGUUAUUCAAAGCUUCGUGAAUCAAAUGAGUCUGAACGGGUCAGAAACGGCCGUCUGUACAUGAUGGAGCACAGAACUGUGUUUGUAAUACAUUUGUACUUUUAUAUUAUUAUUAUCUACAGAUUGCAAGACUUCACAAGCACUUGCUCUGUUUCACUUUCUGAUUUCUUAUGUUGUUUUUACUGUGGUUUAUUGGGGUUUCCAUCCAAAAUGGCAAUAAAACUAAAGCAAAAUCAAAAUACUUUUAUCUUUGACUUUUUUCCUCCCAAGA
Xyrauchen texanus (razorback sucker) is the source of this 1977-nucleotide messenger RNA. RefSeq names its product vacuolar protein sorting 72 homolog a (gene vps72a). Lineage: Eukaryota; Metazoa; Chordata; Actinopteri; Cypriniformes; Catostomidae. Gene Ontology annotation, cellular component: nucleus. The coding region runs from base 214 to 1317 and encodes 367 amino acids. Gene Ontology annotation, biological process: regulation of DNA-templated transcription; chromatin remodeling. The transcript has 6 exons. The record is from RefSeq and is a predicted model, not a curated record. Gene Ontology annotation, molecular function: ATP-dependent H2AZ histone chaperone activity.